Molecule: messenger RNA, 2142 nt
Organism: Annulohypoxylon truncatum
Lineage: Eukaryota; Fungi; Ascomycota; Sordariomycetes; Xylariales; Hypoxylaceae
Product: PAXNEB protein-domain-containing protein
Exons: 4
Coding region: 1-2142 (713 amino acids)
Biological process (GO): tRNA splicing, via endonucleolytic cleavage and ligation; tRNA wobble uridine modification
Cellular component (GO): elongator holoenzyme complex; transcription elongation factor complex; cytoplasm
Molecular function (GO): nucleic acid binding; tRNA-intron lyase activity
Source: RefSeq, a predicted model, not a curated record
AUGUCCUUCAGAAAAAGAAACGCUGUGAUUAGCAGCGCAAGCUCAUCUCAGUCUGCAUCACCGAGAACGGAUAAUGCGCCCAUUCCUGGCGUGAGGCCGUCUCCUCUCGAUGGUCGGCCAACGACUUCUACCGGAACCGCCUCUUUAGAUAGCCUGCUUGCUGGCCAUGCUGGCUUGCCCCUAGGGACCUCGCUUCUCAUCGGAGAGCAUGGCACUACCGAUUUUGCCGGGGUACUUCUGCGUUAUUAUGCUGCCGAGGGCAUGAUCCAGGGGCACCAAGUUCAUGUCCUUGGUAUGCACGAAGGCUGGCGCCACGAUCUUCCCGGCCUCUCCACAGACGAUAAGAAGUCAUCCAGCAAGUCAGAAUCCCCAUCUGAUGAUAAGAUGAAGAUUGCUUGGAGAUAUGAGAGUCUGGCUUCUGGGGGAGCUCCAAGAGACAGAAACGCGGUUCAACGACAAAAUAGUUCUGGAACGGGGGCGAAUUCUAUCUUUUGCCAUUCCUUUGACCUCACCAAAAAACUUGGUCCUGCAGAUGUUAAGGGUCAGAUAGGCUUCCACCCCUCAAUGAGCGUCCCCGGUUUAUCUCGUCCAAAGGACGCAUUGUCACCUUUCAAGCAGUUCAUCAAGGAUGUUGCUCACAAGUUGGAAAACUCACCGGCGUCGUGGAUCCAUCGGGUUAUAGUACCGAACCUCCUAUCUCCCACUAGCUAUUCUAGCUCUUCUAUCCGCCCCGAAGAGGUUUUGCAAUUCCUUCACGCGUUAAGGGGAUUAUUAAGGCAGUAUCCUACGAGGCUUACGGCAAUCACAAGUUUGCCGCUUUCGCUUUACCCCCGGACUACGGGACUCACACGUUGGAUGGAGUUACUAAGCGACGGCGUUUUCGAGCUCAUCCCACUCCAAAAUACCGCUGUUCACGUUCCUCCCCCAUCUUCGAAGUCAGACUCUAAGUCCGAUGAACAGACACAAGGUCUUGUGAAGGUCCAUAGUCUGCCAAUUUUCCACGAGAAAGGUGGUGGCUCUUCAGAGAGCUACGCCGCUCACGGGGAUCUAUCGUUCAGCCUAAGUCGGUCAAGGGGUUUAGUGAUCAAACCAUUCUACUUACCUCCUGUUGGCGAAGAUGAACAAGAGCAGAAGAAAUCAGAGUCUAAGAUGGCCUCCUCCACCGCGGGCGACCGCCCUCCCGUGCGCAUAUCCAAGGUCGCGGGGAGGUACCUGCUCUUCGACAUCGACGACGUCAUGCACCUGCGGCGGCGCCACAACAUCUGCGCCGUGUUCGCGGGCACGAUCCCGCAGAACCCGCAGCAGAACAUAUUCAUGGGCCUGCCCGUCGAGCUGAUGCCCGAGGAGGCCCAGGUCCUCGUCGACAAGGGCGUGGGCCACGUCGUCGACGACGCCGUCUUCCACCCGGCCCGCCUCUCCGCCCUCGGCGACGGCGCCCGCCGCCGCUACCUCCAGGCCGUCAAGGCCGAGGGCCGGAUGGCGCAGAUGGCCGCCGCGGAGCUCAAGGAGAGCUCCAGGCCCAAGAAUAUCGUCAAUAAGAAAAAGGCGAGGUCCAAGACUCCGGAAGUUGAAGGAGAAGUUCCGAAUGGACAAGACGAUACGAAAGAGAACGCCGAAGUAGAAGGCGAUGAACCUGACACAGCUCUCUUCGCCCCGCCGUCUCCCAUAUCACCCACCCCUAGACCCUCCAAAGCAGUAGAAGAACCCCCAACCUCUCCCACCCCUCCUCCUCCUCCUCCUUCCUCGCUCCCGUCGUCGACGCCGAUCGACGAGGUCCCGGCCUCGUACCCGCUGUACGCGCACCUGCAGGACCGCGGCUACUACAUGAUGCCUGGCCUGCGCUUCGGCUGCGACUACAACGUGUACCCGGGCGACCCGCUGCGCUUCCACAGCCACUUCCAGGCCGCGAGCCACGGCUGGGACGACCCCGUCGCCGUCCUCGACCUCGUCGCCGGCGGGCGCCUGGGGACGAACGUGAAGAAGGGGUAUCUCGUCGGCGGGGCCGUAGGGGAGGACGAUGGGGGUGAUGGGGAUGAUGGGGAUGGGGAUGUGGGCGCGGGGAGUGGUGGUGGUGAUGGUGUGCGAGAAGACGGGGGGAAAGGGAAGGUGAGGGCUUUCACUAUAGAAUGGGCGGCUAUGUAG